UACCGGCACGUGUAUUUGACAUUUAUGUACAAAAAUUAGAAAUGGAAGAAAAUUGUUCAAAUAAUAUUAAUUUUGUUCCUUGCGUGAGAUGGGUCAAACGAGGCGUAGCUAAUACAAACCCAACAAAGGUACAGUUGUCUAAAGAAGAAUUGAUACAAAUCAUUAAGGAUACAAAAGAAAAGCUAAAUGUGACGCAGAACAGGACUGAGGAUGAAUCAAUGGAAGGAGAAUCGUCUACUGCUGAUACGUAUAACUUUGAAAAUUAUGACGAGGAUGAUGAAGCUAACACAGCCUCAGUGCUUGGCAUAAGUUCAUUAGCUGAAUUACCAACAGAAGCUGAGGAUAAUUUUUCAGAAUCGGAUGAUUCGGAGAAAGAAGAUGACGUUAUUAAGCCAACUGAUAAUUUAAUUUUAGUGGGACAUGUCGAAGGAGAUGCAAGUAUUCUAGAAGUAUAUAUAUAUAAUGAAAUAGAAGAGUCCUUGUACGUUCAUCACGAUUUAAUUUUGCCUUCAUUCCCUCUGUGUUUGGAAUGGCUAAACUACGAACCUAAAAUGCCUUCUGGCAACUACUGUGCAGUUGGCUCGAUGUCUCCUAUAAUAGAAGUGUGGGACAUUGAUUUAAUGAAUGUAGUAGAACCAUCCUUUACAUUAGGCAGGCCGGCAAGUGUGAAAAAGAAUCGUCCUCACAUUGGCCACACGGAUGCGGUACUAGCUCUGGCUUGGAAUAAAAUUUAUGAACAUGUUAUGGCGAGUGGAUCAGUCGAUCAGAGUAUAUUGUUGUGGGAUUUGGAGAAAAAAACACCAAAUACAACGAUAAAUGCUUUUCAAGAGAAAGUUCAGUGCUUAGAAUGGCACAGGCUUGAAGCGCAAACGUUACUGGCAGGUGGUUGUGACAAUACAGCAAAAGUUUUUGAUUGCCGCACGCCGAACACUUAUCAAACAUGGCAGAUAGACGGUGAGGCAGAAAGGGCAAUCUGGAACCCGCUUCAACCUUUUAUGUUUUUGGUCGGUACAAAUAAGGGGUCAGUACAAGGUUUCGAUUGUAGGAAAGGUCAAUUGUGGUCAUUAGAAGCCCAUUCGAAGGAAGUAACAGGAUUAGCUGUCAGUGGGCAGUGCCCCGGUUUACUGGUUACGGCUUCUCAAGAUGAAACGGUCAAGACCUGGGACUUUUCGGAAGAAACGGUGCCGAGAUUAGUUCACGAGAAAGAGUUCAAUAUGGGCAGCAUUCACUGCUUGGAGUUGUGUCCAGAUUCACCAUUUGUUAUUACACUAGGAGGGGAUAAGAAAUCUAAUAAUUUCACUGUAUUCGACCUUCAAAAUAUUGAUGUCGUAACUCACACCUUUGGUUCGAGAGAAUUAGUUCAGUUAGUUUCAGAAACGAAUAAUGCAGAAUCGAAUAACGCAAGCAGUAGUUAAUUAUCGACAGUUCUUAUAAAACAAUAUAUUUUAAUAAUUUGCCAAC
Anoplophora glabripennis (Asian longhorned beetle) is the source of this 1461-nucleotide messenger RNA. RefSeq names its product periodic tryptophan protein 1 homolog (gene nclb). The record is from RefSeq and is a predicted model, not a curated record. Gene Ontology annotation, biological process: rRNA processing. Gene Ontology annotation, molecular function: protein binding. Gene Ontology annotation, cellular component: nucleus. The transcript is spliced from 8 exons. The coding region runs from base 42 to 1415 and encodes 457 amino acids. Lineage: Eukaryota; Metazoa; Arthropoda; Insecta; Coleoptera; Cerambycidae.